UCAAAACGCACGUGUUGAACGGGAUAAACGUAUCCCAAAAGUGCUUCAUUUUCCAGGUUUCUGGAAGUUUCUACUAGGAAGUAAAAGUGUGUGAAACUUGAUGAACCAUGGGGAAGAAAAAUCUGGUGAAACUACCACUGGUGUUUAAUCGCGGUGCAAAAAAUGGGCAUGCUUCUGUGGAAGAUUUGGACGAGAACUACGAACAGGAAGAAACUACUCAAAAGGGCAAACAUAAUGUGAAGAAAGAAAAAAUGAAGAGACCCAAGAACGAGGAAGAAGACGCGGUCGAGAUUGGUAUAGGUGUAAAACGUCCCAAGCAUGACCCGGAAGAGGAAGAUGAUGAACAGGAUCAAACAUCAGAUGACACUGAUGGCGACGUAACAGAAACGAACGGACGGGAGGAAGAUGAGAAGCCUGGUGUAUCCAGCAUUGCGUACGAAAUUCUGUUGGGUGAUCGAGAGUUUAAAUCGCUCGAAGGAAAAGUUUCGGAGAACACGCUGAAGGGCAUUGCCGAGAUGGGCUUCACAAAAAUGACGGAAAUCCAGGCGAAAUCUAUUCCUCCUCUGCUUGAGGGUCACGAUCUGGUUGGUUCCGCCAAGACGGGCAGCGGUAAAACGCUAGCUUUUCUCGUGCCGGCUAUAGAGUUGAUCCACAAGCUACGUUUCAAGCCGCGCAACGGAGCAGGCGUGAUUAUAAUUUCGCCGACGCGCGAGCUGGCCAUGCAGAUUUUCGGGGUGUUGAAGGAAUUGAUGGCUCACCAUCACCAGACGUACGGAUUACUGAUGGGUGGUGCCAGCCGUCAUACGGAGAAUGAGAAACUGGAAAAAGGCAUCAACAUCAUUGUGGCCACACCGGGUCGCCUGCUGGAUCAUCUGAAAACAACGCCCAACUUUCUGUUCAAGAAUCUGCAGUGUCUGAUUAUCGAUGAGUGCGAUCGAAUUUUGGAAAUCGGAUUCGAGGAAGAUUUGAAACAGAUCAUCGGCAUUUUGCCGAAAAAGCGACAGACGAUUCUUUUUUCGGCCACACAAUCCUCUCGAAUGGACGAGCUGAGCAAGCUUGCCUUAAAAGCCGAGCCGAUUUAUGUUGGCGUGGACGAUAACAAAGCGGAAGCGACAGUAACGGGACUAGAACAGGGCUACAUCGUGUGCCCCUCGGAAAAGCGACUGCUCGUGCUGUUCACUUUCCUGAAGAAGAACCGCAAGAAGAAGGUGAUGGUGUUCUUCUCGUCUUGUUUAUCGGUCAAAUUUCACCAUGAGUUGUUUAACUACAUCGACCUUCCGGUGCAAUCGAUUCAUGGUAAACAAAAGCAAGCGAAACGAACGUCGGUAUUUUUCCAGUUCUGUAACGCAGAAUCGGGUGUUUUGCUGUGUACCGAUGUGGCCGCCCGUGGUCUUGAUAUCCCAGCGGUGGAUUGGAUUGUCCAAUACGACCCACCAAAUGAUACGAAGGAGUACAUUCAUCGCGUCGGUCGAACUGCUCGCGGUGAAAACAAUUGCGGACACGCACUGCUGAUACUGCGCCCCGAGGAGCUCGACUUUCUGAGGUAUCUGAAGCAGGCCAAGGUGUCGCUGAAUGAGUUUGAAUUUUCGUGGAGUAAAAUUGCCGAUAUUCAGCUGCAGCUGGAGAACCUGUUGUCGAAGAACUACUUCUUGAACCAAUCGGGCAAGCUGGCUCUCAAGUCGUACGUUCGGUCGUAUGAGGGCCAUCACAUGAAGGACGUGUUCAACGUGGGCAAGCUAGAUUUGCUGCAGGUGGCGAAGAAUUUUGGUUUCGCUCAGCCACCACACAUAGAUUUCGGCAAGAGCUUCAGGGCACUAACCACUGAACGUCGACCGGGCAACCGUGGAAUGGGACACUACAAGACUCUGAACAAGGAGAAGCGACCCGAAUUGCAGGUCAAGCAUAUUACCAAACGUAAGCAGUUGAAAAACAUCCAGUACGAGUAAACAGCACCUUUCAGCUUAUUUUGUCGUAAAUAAAUACAUUUUUAUUUGAGUUUCCUCCAAUGGAAACGAAA
This is a messenger RNA of Anopheles coustani, 2017 nucleotides long. RefSeq names its product probable ATP-dependent RNA helicase pitchoune (gene pit). Gene Ontology annotation, biological process: maturation of LSU-rRNA from tricistronic rRNA transcript (SSU-rRNA, 5.8S rRNA, LSU-rRNA). The transcript has 5 exons. The coding region runs from base 108 to 1946 and encodes 612 amino acids. NCBI's taxonomy places the organism in Eukaryota, Metazoa, Arthropoda, Insecta, Diptera, Culicidae. Gene Ontology annotation, molecular function: RNA helicase activity; ATP binding; nucleic acid binding. Gene Ontology annotation, cellular component: nucleolus. The record is from RefSeq and is a predicted model, not a curated record.